This is a messenger RNA of Ochotona curzoniae (black-lipped pika), 1426 nucleotides long. Its product is annotated as ryanodine receptor 2-like. Gene Ontology annotation, cellular component: sarcolemma; Z disc; calcium channel complex. The annotation marks the transcript as partial. Gene Ontology annotation, biological process: calcium ion transmembrane transport. The transcript has 13 exons. NCBI's taxonomy places the organism in Eukaryota, Metazoa, Chordata, Mammalia, Lagomorpha, Ochotonidae. The record is from RefSeq and is a predicted model, not a curated record. Gene Ontology annotation, molecular function: ryanodine-sensitive calcium-release channel activity.
AAAUUUAUGAUGAAGACUGCUCAAGGUGGUGGGCAUCGAACACUCCUUUAUGGACAUGCCAUACUGCUGCGUCAUUCCUACAGUGGCAUGUAUUUGUGCUGCCUCUCCACUUCUCGGUCUUCAACUGACAAACUGGCUUUUGAUGUUGGCCUGCAAGAGGACACUACGGGUGAGGCUUGCUGGUGGACAAUACAUCCUGCUUCAAAGCAGCGCUCAGAGGGCGAGAAAGUGCGAGUUGGAGAUGACCUCAUUUUAGUCAGCGUGUCCUCUGAAAGGUAUCUGCACCUGUCUUAUGGUAAUGGCAGCUUGCAUGUGGAUGCCGCCUUCCAACAGACACUGUGGAGUGUGGCCCCAAUCAGCUCAGGAAGUGAAGCCGCCCAAGGAUAUCUCAUUGGUGGUGAUGUCCUCAGGUUGCUGCAUGGACACAUGGAUGAAUGUCUCACUGUCCCCUCAGGAGAACAUGGAGAAGAACAACGAAGAACUGUUCAUUAUGAAGGUGGUGCCGUAUCUGUUCACGCAAGGUCGCUUUGGAGACUAGAGACUCUCAGGGUUGCGUGGAGUGGAAGCCACAUAAGAUGGGGCCAGCCAUUCCGACUUCGCCAUGUCACAACAGGAAAAUAUCUGAGUCUCAUGGAAGACAAAAAUCUUCUCCUCAUGGACAAAGAAAAAGCUGAUGUAAAAUCAACAGCAUUUACAUUCCGAUCUUCCAAGGAAAAAUUGGAUGUAGGAGUGAGAAAAGAAAUUGAUGGCAUGGGAACAUCUGAAAUAAAAUAUGGUGACUCCAUAUGCUACAUACAACAUGUAGAUACAGGCCUGUGGCUUACUUACCAGUCUGUGGAUGUGAAAUCAGUGAGAAUGGGAUCUAUACAACGUAAGGCUAUUAUGCACCAUGAAGGGCACAUGGACGAUGGUUUAAAUUUAUCUAGAUCUCAGCAUGAAGAAUCACGCACAGCGCGAGUUAUCCGGAGCACCGUCUUCCUUUUCAAUAGAUUUAUAAGGGGCCUUGAUUCUCUCAGCAAGAAAGUAAAGGCCUCCUCAGUGGAUUUGCCCAUUGAGUCAGUGAGUCUGAGUUUGCAAGACCUGAUCGGCUACUUCCACCCACCAGAUGAGCACUUGGAGCAUGAGGACAAACAGAACCGACUGAGAGCUCUGAAGAACCGACAGAACCUCUUCCAGGAAGAGGGAAUGAUCAACCUUGUGCUUGAGUGUGUAGACCGAUUGCAUGUCUACAGCAGUGCAGCUCACUUUGCUGAUGUUGCUGGGAGAGAGGCGGGGGAGUCCUGGAAAUCCAUUCUGAAUUCUCUGUAUGAGUUGCUAGCGGCUCUAAUUAGAGGGAAUCGUAAAAACUGUGCUCAGUUUUCUGGCUCCCUUGACUGGCUGAUCAGCAGAUUGGAGAGACUGGAAGCUUCUUCAGGUAUGAUUCCGA